Messenger RNA from Dermochelys coriacea (leatherback sea turtle), 5142 nucleotides. RefSeq names its product septin 7 (gene SEPTIN7). Bases 2625 to 4163 code for a protein of 512 amino acids. Gene Ontology annotation, molecular function: GTP binding; molecular adaptor activity; GTPase activity. Lineage: Eukaryota; Metazoa; Chordata; Testudines; Dermochelyidae. The record is from RefSeq and is a predicted model, not a curated record. The transcript is spliced from 14 exons. Gene Ontology annotation, biological process: cytoskeleton-dependent cytokinesis; cilium assembly. Gene Ontology annotation, cellular component: septin complex; cell division site; septin ring.
GAAAAAUAGUUUUAUUUUUCUUGUUUUGUCUUAUUGUUUGUGCCACUGUGUUGUACUUUUUAUGAAUUAGUUGUUGGUGUAUACUGUGUAUGCAAUAAACAACUAUUAUAGCUAUCAAAUGUGUUUUUUAAUUUAGCAUUCCAUUGACCACAAAAGCCAUGUACUUAUAAUUUAAUGUCAUGGACAUUGCCAUCCAAAACAACUACAGUGAAAAGGAUUGUUUCUUCUCAUCUGUAAUGAAAGAUACAAACUUAUGGUAAACAAUAUCGGGCAGCCUGGUGGCCAAAGAUAACAACAGUCUCUCUCUCUCUUGGGCAUCUCAGAACCACAUUAUAUUGUAACUGUUCCAGCUCUUAAAGCAGGAUAGAACCACAAAGAAUGGUGAUGCAUAUCUUCUCUAAUAUAAGUCUAAAGAGUAUGUGCCUUUAGUGCUUUCACAAGAAGUGUUUGCUCUCUAUAUUAUCAUAAUAAAAGUAACUAACUACCAACUAGAUGUAUUUUUAUACAGAGUUUAGGAAAGAAAUAAAAUUGGGUAGACAAUAUGUUUCAUCUAUGUCUCUCUCUCUCAUUGCUCAUUUAUACCUUCUAACAACACUACUAAUCAGAGAAUACUCAUAAGUAUCCCUAUGCCUUCUACAACAAUGUAUGAUACUGACACAUCACUGUUAGUUGUAAGGAAACUAGCUCCUUCUGUACCAACAGUAAUAGUUCUGCACUUAAAAGAUCAUCCUCAAAAUGGCAGGAAAUCAAUUGUGUUCAGACAUAACACCACAAGACUUGUUAAAACUAUGAAUAUUCCCUCUUUUCUCCUAGCUCUUUCCCCGCUACAGUAGAGUACUGAUCAUUAACGUGAUGAGAACUGGAAAGCACAGACCCCUAUAACAUUAUGUGGAGCACAAAGAAAGCACUUAGAUUGUAAACUCCUUAGGGCAGAGACCAUCUUUUUAGUCCAUGUUUGUACACCACCUGGUACAAUAAUAAUAUAAUAGUUUGCAAUUGCACACCACAUAUAAACAUCUAGGCCCAGAUUUUCAAAGCAGCAUAUGUUCCUAACUUCCAUGAAAUCAAUGGAAGUUCCAAGCCUAAAUACCUUUGAGGAUCUGGGCCUUCGAGCCUUCAGCAUUGGCACUGAAAGACAUGAUUUUGAAAGGUUCCAAGGCUUUUUGGCCCAAAUAUAUAAAAUGCAAUAUUCUCAACUCUGAGCUCAGUGUUUGAAUGAGAGAUGGAAUUAGUUUGCUUGCUUUUACUGGUGUUCAUUCUUCUCAGAUAUUGCUACUCCGUCCUUGCAAGUGAUGGCAUUUACCUCCGACUCAUAAAGAUAUUUCUGAAGAGCCAGUUUACUGUCUUUGGAAUGCACCAGAAUGAACUAAACAGCACAUAUUAUCAGAACAGUUCCAAAGGGGCGGAUGGAAUACACCUUGAGUCUCCCGCAAAGGUUUUAUCUUCCUUCUGAAAAUUGCCACAUACAAGAACUGUUUUACUUUGUUUUUUAAAUAUUUUAAUUCACUGCUGGGACACACGAUUCAAAUUAAUACUUGCUGACAGCCGGAAAGGUUGGCCACUAUUUACACUUCAGGAUUUGACAGAGGAAGACUGAUAAUUAAAUAUCCAAAACCUCCACUUCUUGGACAGCUUCCUUUAAUUCUUUCAAAUCUCCUUUGUUUGUAUUUACAAUUACAGUUGAAGAAGUUCAUGUGGACUUAAUUAGGAAAGUCAUUUUGACAAAAAAUAAAAUAGCCAGACAAUAACUUAGUUUCUCAUGACACUUUUCAUAAGAUUCGGGGUUUGCCCAAAUGUUCUUGGGCAAGGUUCCCACUUCCUACCCCUCACAGCGUGGGGAGCUCUAGCUGUGCAUCUGAUCGCAGCUCUCCACCCUAGAAGCAGCUACUUUCCAGAAGGGCAGUAUGUUGAGUUUGUAGAGUGGAAGAAGUGCUCUACAUGAAUGUAAAAUACACAGUAUGGGGCAAGGCGUGUCCAGGAGCAGAUGACCUGUUAUUGGGCCACAUGGUUGGAGGCAGGCAGGCGUGUUUGCACUUUGGUACUAAAGCGAAGGUCUCCCCAGACUGUCCCGGUGCCUCUCUCCCAGCCAGGGGACGGGCAUGGGUGAGCAAGAGAUUACCACUGGGCCCACACAUCUCCUUGAAGAAAGUCACACACAGCACAGAGAGGGAGCCGCUCGCUCCUUGACACUCCCCGCGCAGCAGCAGCAGCAGCAGCAGCCGCCGCCGCCGCCGCCUGAGCCCGUCCGCGCUGGGCAGGGCAAGCGCAGGGUGCGAAGGCGGGUGUGUGUGUCCGCCGCGCGAGGAGCCCGUCCCGGCAACGUCGAACCGCCAGGGCCGCCCGGCAGCCGCCUACUUCACCCUCCCGCCUCCUCCCCGCUGCCCGCGCUUUCCCGCGGCCUCGGCCUCUUUUACGCUAAUUCCGUCAAUCGGUGACGCCAGUUUGCGGGGCUUGGGUGGGGGGGGGGAGGGGGCGCGAGGGACUAGAAAACGUAUCGUUCGUUAGCUUCUACACGGCGUGGAGAGUAACGACCCUACCAGAAUACCCGAGGAAAAGGUUGGAGUAGCCGCCUUGCGCGGCCCUGCUUGUCAGCCAUCUUUGAUUCGGGCAAGGCUCCCCCCGCCAUGCUUUGCGAUCCCCGUGGCUCAGUCCGGAGGGAGGGGGAUGUCCUCCCUGACGCGGAGCCCAGCCAACGCCGCCGAUACAAUACAGUAGCACAGCGUUUCAUCGGCCGCAUUUGCCCGGAUUCAAAAUGGCCCCCGGGCACGUCCACGGGGCGGGGCAAGAGCCAAAUCUCUCGAGAGUGUCCGGGAUUUCCGGCCGCAAGGCCGGAAGCUGCUGCGUGCGAGCAGAGGCGUGAGGAAAGCGAAAUCCGCCUGUUCGCUAGUUCGUGUCAACAGAAGAACCUUGAAGGAUAUGUGGGGUUUGCAAAUCUCCCAAAUCAAGUUUACAGAAAGUCAGUGAAGAGAGGGUUUGAAUUCACACUCAUGGUAGUAGGUGAAUCUGGAUUGGGAAAAUCAACAUUAAUCAACUCAUUAUUCUUAACAGACUUGUAUUCCCCAGACUAUCCAGGUCCUUCGCAUAGAAUUAAAAAGACUGUACAGGUUGAACAGUCAAAAGUUUUAAUCAAAGAAGGUGGUGUUCAGUUACUACUCACAAUAGUUGACACACCAGGAUUUGGAGAUGCAGUGGAUAAUAGCAAUUGUUGGCAGCCUGUUAUUGACUACAUUGACAGUAAGUUUGAAGACUACCUGAAUGCAGAAUCCCGUGUGAAUCGACGUCAGAUGCCAGAUAAUAGGGUGCAGUGUUGUUUAUACUUCAUUGCUCCUUCAGGACAUGGACUUAAGCCUUUAGAUAUUGAGUUUAUGAAGCGCCUGCAUGAAAAAGUCAAUAUCAUUCCACUUAUUGCCAAAGCAGACACACUUACACCUGAGGAAUGCCAACAAUUUAAAAAACAGAUUAUGAAAGAAAUCCAAGAGCACAAAAUUAAAAUAUACGAAUUUCCAGAAACAGAUGAUGAAGAAGAGAAUAAGCUGGUUAAAAAGAUAAAGGACCGUUUACCUCUUGCUGUGGUAGGUAGUAAUACGAUCAUUGAAGUCAAUGGCAAGAGAGUCAGAGGAAGGCAAUAUCCUUGGGGUGUUGCAGAAGUUGAAAAUGGUGAACACUGUGACUUCACAAUUCUAAGGAACAUGUUGAUAAGAACUCACAUGCAGGACCUGAAGGAUGUCACUAACAAUGUACACUAUGAGAACUACAGGAGCAGAAAACUGGCAGCUGUUACGUACAAUGGAGUUGACAACAACAAAAACAAAGGGCAGCUAACUAAAUUUGACACAGUUGAAGGCAUGAGCCCUCUGGCACAGAUGGAAGAAGAGAGAAGAGAACAUGUGGCCAAAAUGAAAAAAAUGGAGAUGGAAAUGGAGCAGGUCUUUGAGAUGAAGGUCAAAGAAAAAGUUCAGAAACUGAAGGACUCUGAAGCCGAGCUCCAACGACGCCAUGAGCAAAUGAAAAAGAACUUGGAGGCGCAGCACAAAGAAUUAGAGGAAAAGCGCCGCCAGUUUGAGGAUGAGAAAGCAAACUGGGAAACUCAACAGCGUAUUUUGGAACAACAGAAUUCUUCCAGAACCUUGGAAAAGAACAAGAAGAAAGGGAAGAUCUUUUAAAUACAUCUAUUGACCACCAGUUCUGUAUUAGUUGCCAAUAUGCCAGCCUGGACAUCAGUGUUCGUUGGAUCCGUUUGACCAGUUUUGCACCAGUUGUAUCCAUAACGAUGGAUUUAACAGCAUGACCAAUUUUUUGUUAAUUUUGAUGGAGAUUGAGAUGCCUUGAAUUGUCUAGGAUGUUGUGUACUUGGAAAAAUAACAGCUCUAAGUACCUUUUCCUUUUUUUCUUUUUAAAACAGAUGUCAUUUAACGCAAAAGAAAACAUUUUACUGUUGUACAAUCAUGUUCUGGUGGUUUUUUGUUUACAAGAUAUUCCAAAAUACAAGGACUCUGGAAGGUUUUCAGUGAGGAUAAAUUGCCAUAAUAUGAUACAAACUAUGCUUCUCUAUUAUAAUACAAGAAUUCCAUUCAGUGCAGCAUAUACAAUAAUGUAAUUUAGUCUAACACAGUUGACCCUAUUUUUUGACACUUCCAUUGUUUAAAAAUACACAUGGAAAAACAAACUUAUAGGCUUACAAUGCACCUAAAGCUUUUUAUAACAACCCUUCUUUGUUUUGGAUUCUUUAAAUAUAUACUAUCCUCAUUUACUAACUUCUUUAGCCAGAAGAAUUUCAUUACUGCUUCAUUUUUGUAAUAACAUUUAAUUUAGAUAUUUUUCCAUAUAUUGGCCCUGCUAAAUAGAAUGUAGCUUCUUUCAUAUGGUAGGAACCAGUGACUAAAUCUUUCCUUUAACUCCCUUUUUACAUUUUAUGGUAAAUAGCAGGAAAAUGCAUUUAUAGGUCAUUUUUAGGCAAAAUUGUGGAGUUAACUACCCACCUGUUUCUACCUGUGUGCAGUCUUUCUUUAUUUUACUAGAAAUGGGAAUCAUGGCCUCUUGUGAAAAAGUCAACAUUUUGCAUUUAGCUGUAUUCAUAUACUGCAUUUCUGUAUUUUUGUUUGUAUUGUAAAAAGUCACAUAAUAAACAAUGUUGUGAUGUAA